AUGGGCUUAGCCAAGAAUGUUCCAGUCACUCUGGUGCUGCCUUUACUACACAACAAGCUUCUGGCUCGAGUGGCGGACCCGAGUUCACCCAGUGCCGGCAUUAUGCGCACUCCCAUCCAGAGCUCUCCACAGCCAAACCUAGCACCUCUAGCAUCAGGAGAACAGCUGGAGGAUCCUAACCAGGCCCAGGACUCAGAUCCCCGCUCUCCUACCCUUGGCAUUGCACGGGCACCUAUGAAGAUCAGCAGCGGAGAGCUCACAACCCUACUGGUGAAAGAGCUGAGUGAAGAAUUUGAGGCAGAAGCCCCCAAAUCAAAUCUUCCCCCAGAGCCUGUUCUAGAGAUACCUUCAUCUUCUGACGUGGACUUGCCUCUGGGCACCCAGUGUUCCCUUGAGGACCAGAUGCCUCAUGGGAGCCAGACUGAGCUCCCCUCCAAGCAGCUGUUUUCUGAGGAAGAAAACAGCCCAUGA
This is a messenger RNA of Pipistrellus nathusii (Nathusius's pipistrelle), 471 nucleotides long. Lineage: Eukaryota; Metazoa; Chordata; Mammalia; Chiroptera; Vespertilionidae. The record is from the annotation of a GenBank genome assembly.